Messenger RNA from Amyelois transitella, 4198 nucleotides. RefSeq lists its product as uncharacterized. The transcript has 16 exons. The record is from RefSeq and is a predicted model, not a curated record. Bases 247 to 4002 code for a protein of 1251 amino acids. Lineage: Eukaryota; Metazoa; Arthropoda; Insecta; Lepidoptera; Pyralidae.
AUUUGAUUAUUAAAUAAAAUAGAACUUGCAUGAAAUCGCAUGUGAAACUACCCAAAAUAUCAUUUUAUUACAUACACAAUUAAAAUUUCGUCUAUUGUUUAAAUCAAAGCAAGAUUUGAUUUCUAUAAUAGUAAGUAUUUAGAAAACAAUUCAUAACUGAUUGAAUGUAGGUCCAGGCUAUGGGUACAGAAAGUGUUUUCCAGAUGUCAAGCAGAUACAUAUUUCAGGAAAAUUACUUUUUUAACAAUGGAGAGUGAAGGAAGUACUUAUAAAAAUCCUGGCAACCAACAGACUGUUACUUCUGUGGGAAAUGCUUGGGUAGUAUCUAGAUCAAAGUCAUACCCUGGACGCAUUUAUUAUUUUAAUACUUUGACUGGUGAGGCAGUUUGGAAUUUAAGCAGUGAAGAAAUUGAAAAGGUUAAGAAGAGAACAGCAAAGCUUCCACUUCAACCAGGAAACUUUCCUGAGCCACAAGAACCACCAGCCGACCACAGCAAUGACAAUCCAUCCCCUGUAAAGGCUCAGCAGCCUACUAUAACUCAAUAUGGGCCUCCAAAUGUUUUCAAUAAACAAAUUAUCAAUAAUCAGUUCUCAAGGCCUUCAUGUUCAUCGUAUGUGGCUUCAUGUCGGAACUGCACUUCAAUUAAUCCUGUUGAAAAUAUGGUUGGUGUAAGACCAAAUGUGUGGAUUCAACCUCCUCAGAUAUUUUUGGCAACACCAAGUCCUUCAAUUUCAAAUAUUAAUCAAUCAUUGGAAAAAUCUUUUCAUCAUAAUAGUUAUAGUCAAGAUUUUCCAAUACAAAACACAUCUGUGUCACUCUCGAAACGUUUCACAUUUGCAAAUAGAAGACAAAAGAAUUGUCCUAAACAUCCUCAUGCAGUUGGCAAGUUCAUGCCUAAAGGCAUUAAAUUUAAAAACAGGAAGCCUUUUGUUCAUAAAAUGCAACAGCAGCAUAUAGUCAGUGACUUGCGCGCUAUUAUAAAAGCCAAAAAGUCAGAGAAUGAUAAUGUGCAUACUAAAGGGGGGCAGCAGAAUAAUCUCAACAAAGUUCAAGAAUCUGUUAACCAUGAUUUGCAAACUUCAGUGCUCAUGGAAAACAAACUGUCUAGUUCAUCACCUGUUGAAAAUAAACUGCAAACUUCAACACCUGCUGAAAACAAAACUAUUGUAGGCGAUUUGCAUUCUAACACAGAUGAUGAGUGGCUAAAGAAUAAUGGCACUAUUGAAGGAGCCAAACUUAAACUCGAUGUAACAAUUUUGAGAAAUUUGGCAACAGAAAAUACAGACUGUGAAUGUUGGUACAUUGUAGUUGAUAGAAAUGUACUUAUGAGGCAUUUCAACUUCUUGAAUGUAUUGACUAAUUCAGAUGAUCAAUGCAAGCUAAUGAUAGUGAGGGACGUGAUGACGGAGCUCCAAGCGGCCGCGCGCUCCGACGCCGCAAAGGAAGGCGCCAGAAAAGUCUUGAGAGGUCUCUCGCAACUAUUUGCUGCCAAACUUGCCGUCAUAGCUGAGUAUUCAUUUAAACCAAAUGAAUUGAAAAAUUGCAUUGGAAUGAUCAAUUUCUGUUCAAUGUUACAGCAACAAAAUGAACAUGUGGUGUUACUCUGCAAUGAAGAAGCAUUACAAAAGCAUUCGUCGAAAAUACCGACUUUUACAAUACAGGAGGUUAAAGAUUUACUAACAAGUGAUAAAUUUAAGGAAUCUAAAGUAGACCCUCUUGUUGAACGCAAUAUAAAAAUUACUAUACCUAAUGAUGUACAGAGUUACGAUGAUAAUUCUUUUUUUGAUGAAAUGGAAACAACAGCAAAUAUUUCAGUACAAGAGCAUUUCAGUAACACAUUAACUUCAGAGACUGAUAAAAAAGAAACUGACGUACAAACCGACAAUAUAAUUCCAAUUGCAAAAAAAAUGGUAGAUGCUGAAGUUCAAACAGAGACUAGUUCAGAAUUUCCACUUCGAACAUCACAAAAAGAUAGCAUAGGAGUCAAUACAGUGGAAGUAAAUUAUGUAGACAGAGAAACCAAUGCUGCUGAUGAUAGCCUUGUCGUGUGUGAUAGACAUGCAACAUCAAUUAAAAAAACUCGGGAGAUUCGAUUAAAACGCAGCAUGUCAAAUCAAACUUUACGAAGCAACAACUGUUUUGAAAAUAAGCAUUUUAAGUGGCUCAGAAAAAAAAGAGAUAGUUCUGUUACGUUUUCUGACUCAUCAUUGAGUUGCGAUGAUCGCUUAAGCAGAAUGAGUGGCACAUCUUUUGACCAGCAUAUUGCGAAUGUACAAGACGCUAUAUGCCAACCACGUUCUCAAAGCAUGCAUAUGCACUACGAAGAUUACGCUGAAGGUAGUGAAUCAAGUAGUUGCGUUUAUAUGUUAAGAGAUAAAUGUGAAAACAUUUUAAUUGAAGAAACAUCUACAUCAGAUGUGAUUUCAAACUCUGUGAGUAAUGUUGAUUCAGAAAGUAUGCAAGAAUUAAAUAAAGCCAAAGAGAAAUCAAAUUCUAUAAAUGAUGAGGUGCAAAGUAAGAAUGUCAUGUUUGAAAUUACUAGUAAAGAUAUGGAGCAGAAUUUGAAAAUGAGACGCGAUGAAUGGUUAGCAGAAUUCAACCAAAUCAUGGAGGAAGUUUUAACUCAAAUAUUACGAGGAAAAUCUGAGUAUGUUAUGAAGAAUAUGCCACCGCCUUGGACCCUGCAUGAGGCUACGGAAUGUAUUAAGAAAAUAUUUAUAGGUGAUAGGGAUGUAUUCGAUGCUGCCACUAAAUUAUCUCAAGUGAUACAUAAAAUGAGUGAUACUAAAGGCAAAAUAAUAAUGAACUUCAAUCCAAAUGAAUUCAUGGAGCUGUACAGCUACGGCGUAUACCUUAUUGAUUCGUUACAGUCAAUCUUAGAGAAAAGCGAAGAUCUACAAGUCGCCGCUGAAUCACUCGCAAAGUUGCUCAGCGAUAUUGAAAGGCCAAUCGGAGAGCCAAGCCAGAAUGACUCGUUUGGGGAGCCCACUGAGGUCUCCGUUAUCGUUUCACAAACCAGUGCUGAAGCCGCUGUGGCUGCGCCAAAUCAAGAAAAUCACAGUGUUUCGUCAAACAAGACAAAUUCUUCGCGACGAAAUCAAAAGGGUAUUGACACCGAAAGCUCUCAAAGUUCAGGGAAAUAUAAUCUGAGAUCAGGAUCUAAACCUCAACAUCGGAAACCGGGUGAGGACAACGGCGAAACCCCCUCAGUUAAAUUCAUAAGGAAAGUCAACAUACCUGAUGACUUCUUUACGAGUCUGCAGCUUCAGAAAAAAGAUGGAACUGCCGAUGAUAAUGCACAAGAAAUAAAAAAUUCUGGUCAACUAGUACUCAAUAACAAUAAAACCAAUAGCCCAGAAAAGCCAACAGCUACAGUCCCAAAUAUUAUAAGGAAUUUCACUAAGUGUCCUGAGUUAGAAGCAAGAUUAAAUAAAAAUUCAAGAGAGCCGUUGGAUAUGGACAUGCUUGACUAUUCAAUGGGGUACAACGAUUUUGAGUCCGAUGAUAUAGAAGAAACUUAUUCGGAUGACUAUAGUCAGAAUCAAGAUCAUAUUACGGAAGAAUGGAAAGACGAUUUUCCUGAGGAAAAUGAACUGGCAGCGAAAUCACAUGCCGAUAAUAAUAACAAUAAUUUUGAAAUCCUUGUAGGGAGUUUGAUGGAGGAAAUAAGACAAACGACUGUAAAAGUACACGAGUUUUGUAAAAAAGCACAUGAUGAAAUGCUCUCUGGAAACAUGCAAACAAAUAGAAGAAAUGAAAUUAUAGACAGAGCUCAAAAAGCAAAUGCACAUAUACAGAACAUGUCCAACUCUUUCAGGAGGAUACAGGAUGGAUAUAUGAAUCAAAACGGUGAUGGUUUUCGAUCUCGACUAAGAGAAGCUGGCAUUCUCAUGAAUGACAAGGAAGAGUUGGUAUAUAGAAAUGUAAUUGGCUCCUGCAUCGAACAAGGGGAUACUCUUUUAGAAUCCAUUACCACAGUUAUAGAUGCUAUAAAGGCAUAACUAUUAUGUUAAUAAAUGUGAUAAAGAGAUCUGUGAGUAUUCUGAUCCAAUGGACUUUUAGAUAUAAUUCAUAAUAUGUGCAUACAACAUAGUUUAUUUUACAAGUUUUAUUUUUAAGUGUACAUAUUAUUUUAUAUACUUUAAUUUAAACAUUGCUUUAGUAAUUAAGAAAUAAAACCAGGGCAAUUGAAUUGUU